Messenger RNA from Solanum tuberosum (potato), 528 nucleotides. Its product is annotated as putative dehydration-responsive element-binding protein 2H. Gene Ontology annotation, molecular function: DNA-binding transcription factor activity; transcription cis-regulatory region binding. Gene Ontology annotation, cellular component: nucleus. Bases 1 to 528 code for a protein of 175 amino acids. The transcript has a single exon. The record is from RefSeq and is a predicted model, not a curated record. NCBI's taxonomy places the organism in Eukaryota, Viridiplantae, Streptophyta, Magnoliopsida, Solanales, Solanaceae. Gene Ontology annotation, biological process: response to stress; positive regulation of DNA-templated transcription.
AUGACCAUAAAUUUUUGUGUUAAUAGGAAACUGAAAAGAAAGUGUAAUGGAUCUAAUUCGACAAAGGAGAUUUUGUUAAGAUGGAGAAAUUUUAACCAAGAGGUUAAUUCGAACGAUGAACAAGUGAAGAAGAAGAGAAAAUCUCCGGGUAAUGGAUCAAAAAAAGGUUGUAUGCCAGGCAAAGGCGGUCCUGAGAAUUCGAGUUGUAAAUACAGAGGAGUUAGGCAGAGGACUUGGGGUAAAUGGGUGGCUGAAAUUCGCGAGCCUGUUUAUAUUAGUGGUGAGUAUAAGAACAGAGGAAAGCGACUUUGGCUAGGUUCUUUUGCUACUGCUGAUGAGGCUGCUAUUGCUUAUGAUGAAGCUGCUAAGGUUAUGUAUGGAUCCAAUGCCACACUUAACUUCCCCAAUUAUUGUGGAUCGUCGAGUAAUGAUACAUCUUCACUUGAAUCGAGUGGUCAAUCGUCUGUUGAUCAUGAAGAUUUAGUGGUUGAUGAUGCAGAGAAGAUUGAAAUUGAGUCGGAUUUGUAA